AACCUUCCCUCAGAAAAUAUCGCCCAAGCUUUAUAAUCUUCAUUCACCUCCUUCUAUCUCUCACUUUGAUUUCAUUUCUUCUCCAACAAAUCACUGUGAUUGUUCAAUUUUCAAGCAUCAACAAUGGCGCAAGUAGUGGCUACCAAGUUACUUCACAAUUCAUUCGUUAGCACUGCCUCUUCUGGAUCUCUUAACAGUCAGAUUGAGAAGAUCAAGCCUUCGGGUUUCGCUUCAAAAGUUUUGAGUAGUUACAAUGGCCGGAUUAGCCCCAGCCACCACCGUGUUCUUACCGUCACCGCAAGGAGAGCUGCGGACCUCCAGGUUGUUCCUGUUACACCCGAAGAUGUGCCCAAGAUUGAAGAGCAAAUGUAUCAAUCAAAGGAAGUUUUACCAUCUUCAAAGGGUAUGUGGUCGAAGCCCAUAGUUAAGCGCAAGACCAAAAUUGUUUGUACAAUCGGUCCAUCCACCAACACUAAAGAAAUGAUAUGGAAGCUAGCUGAGGCUGGGAUGAAUGUUGCAAGAAUGAACAUGUCCCAUGGAGAUCAUGCUUCUCAUCAAAAAGUCAUUGAUCUGGUUAAAGAAUAUAAUGCGCAAUCCAAAGAUAAUGUCAUUGCAAUCAUGCUCGACACAAAGGGUCCUGAGGUCAGGAGUGGAGACUUGCCACAACCAGUUAACUUAAUAAGUGGUCAAGAAUUCACUUUCACAAUAAAAAGAGGCGUUGGCACUGCGGACUGUGUUAGUGUCAACUACGAUGAUUUUGUGAAUGAUGUAGAAGCGGGUGACAUGCUUCUUGUUGAUGGUGGUAUGAUGUCGCUAUUGGUGAAGUCCAAGACAGAAGAUUCAGUAAAAUGUGAAGUUGUGGAUGGCGGAGAGCUCAAGUCUAGACGUCAUCUAAAUGUCCGAGGAAAAAGUGCAACUCUACCAUCUAUUACUGAAAAGGACUGGGAUGAUAUCAAAUUUGGUGUGGACAAUCAAGUUGAUUUCUAUGCAGUUUCUUUUGUUAAAGAUGCAGAAGUUAUCCAUGAGUUGAAGAACUAUCUAAAAAGCUGUGGUGCGGAUAUUCAAGUUAUCCCAAAAAUUGAAAGCGCAGACUCCAUACCAAAUUUGCAUUCAAUUAUCACAGCAUCUGAUGGGGCAAUGGUGGCAAGAGGGGACCUUGGUGCAGAGCUGCCUAUUGAAGAGGUUCCAUUGUUGCAGGAAGAGAUAAUCAGGAUGUGCCGUAGCAUGGGAAAAGCUGUUAUUGUUGCAACUAAUAUGCUUGAAAGCAUGAUCGUUCAUCCUACACCUACCAGAGCAGAGGUAUCCGACAUUGCUAUUGCUGUUAGAGAGGGCGCUGAUGCAGUCAUGCUUUCUGGAGAAACUGCUCAUGGAAAGUUUCCCCUAAAAGCUGUUAACGUAAUGCACACAGUGUCGUUAAGAACUGAAUCAAGCAUAAUGGGUGGUGGCACAGUAUCUAGUCUUAAUCAAGCCUACAAGAAUCAUAUGAGUGAAAUGUUUGCAUACCAUGCCACAUCAAUGUCCAAUACUCUUGGAACUUCAAUUGUGGUAUUCACUAGAACUAGUACAAUGGCUGUCAUACUGAGCCAUUAUCGACCAAAUGGCACUAUAUUUGCCUUCACAGAUGAGAAAAGGGUACAACAGAAAUUGGCUUUGUAUCAAGGAGUCUGCCCCAUUUACAUGGAGUUCUCAGAGGAUUCUGAAGAAACCUUUGCAAAUGCUCUUGCUGUGUUGAAGAAUCAAGGGAUGAUGAAGGAAGGUGAGCAUGUAGCUCUGCUUCAGAGUGGGAAACAACCAAUCUGGCGAUUUCAAUCCACCCAUAAUAUUCAGGUCAGAAAGGUAUAAAAGAGAUGAUGAAAGAUUGAAGAUUGAUUAUUUACGAUUAGCGUCUGUUUCAUUUUGUUUUCUAGUCCUGUUUUUGUGCUAUCAACUUGCUCGUCUGCCAUUGAUGAAUUUGCAGUUCAGUUUCUUGAAUAUGUAUCAGAUAGCAAAAUUCUAUUAGUUUUUACAAACUUUUGAGUCGUUAUCUGAGUUUAUAGAAGCAUUCAUGUGUUCAUCAGAAAACCUCCAUCUGUUGUUUAUUGUUCUUUCGUUAUUUAGAUCA
Cynara cardunculus var. scolymus (artichoke) is the source of this 2101-nucleotide messenger RNA. RefSeq names its product plastidial pyruvate kinase 2-like. Gene Ontology annotation, biological process: glycolytic process. The record is from RefSeq and is a predicted model, not a curated record. Bases 124 to 1842 code for a protein of 572 amino acids. Gene Ontology annotation, cellular component: chloroplast stroma; cytoplasm. Lineage: Eukaryota; Viridiplantae; Streptophyta; Magnoliopsida; Asterales; Asteraceae. Gene Ontology annotation, molecular function: pyruvate kinase activity; magnesium ion binding; potassium ion binding. The transcript has 12 exons.